This is a messenger RNA of Exophiala oligosperma, 1855 nucleotides long. RefSeq lists its product as uncharacterized. The record is from RefSeq and is a predicted model, not a curated record. Bases 85 to 1818 code for a protein of 577 amino acids. Gene Ontology annotation, molecular function: alpha-amylase activity. Lineage: Eukaryota; Fungi; Ascomycota; Eurotiomycetes; Chaetothyriales; Herpotrichiellaceae. Gene Ontology annotation, biological process: oligosaccharide catabolic process. The transcript has a single exon.
CUGGACAGACCUGGUAGUUCCUCUAGACGGCUCCGAGAUUUUUUCUGCAUACCUGCCAUUGUCACAUCCCAAGAACCACCAGCCAUGGGCUCGGUCAUGACACCUCGAAAAAAGUGGUGGAAGGGUGCCGUCGUCUACCAAAUCUGGCCCGCGAGCUUCAAGGACUCGGACGGCGAUGGCCUAGGAGACUUGAAAGGAAUAUCGGAGAAGCUCGACUAUAUCCGCGACCUCGGUGCCGAUGUCAUCUGGAUAUCUCCCAUCUUUGACAGUCCUCAAGUCGACCUCGGAUAUGACAUCUCCGACUACGAACGUAUCUAUGCCCCGUACGGCACCAUGGCUGACUUGGAAAACAUCAUCCGGGGUUGUCACUCGAAGGGACUGCGCAUUCUCCUCGAUCUCGUCAUCAACCACACGUCGGACCAACACGCUUGGUUUCGGCAAUCCCGCUCGUCAAGAUCCAGUCCCCAGCGCGACUGGUAUAUUUGGAGACCAGCCCGAUAUGAUGGUGACGGCCAACGCAGGCCUCCCAACAACUGGCAAUCCAUGUUCGGCGGCAGUGCCUGGGAGUGGGACGAACACAGCCAAGAAUACUACCUUCAUCUGUUCUCACGAGGCCAGCCAGACGUCAACUGGUCGAAUCCCAUGCUACGAGAAGCCGUGUAUAAUAGUGCCAUCCGGUUCUGGUUGGACAAGGGCAUCGAUGGAUUCCGAAUUGACACUAUGGGAUUGUUUGCAAAGGACAUGUCUUUUACAGACGCGCCCGAGACUGACCCCCAUUCCCAGUUCAAUCACCGGCCGGAAAACUUUCUCAUUUUGAACGAGAUUCACGACAUUCUGCACGAGUACGGCGACUUGAUGACGGUGGGGGAAUUUGGCGGUCUCAGUGAUACGUCGACGGCAAUGCGAUAUGUCAGUGCCGCAGAAUCCCGUGUCGAUAUGGGCUUCCAGUUCGAGACAGUAUGUCUGGGGUACGCGCUGAGCACUUUCAACGUCCAGCCCAUGGACUUGCGCGAGUUUCAGCGUUCCUUUGUCAAGUGGCAGACCUUUAUCGAGGGUACCGACGGCUGGACCACCAUGUUCCUCGAGAACCACGACCUUGCACGUUCCGUGUCCCGGUUCACGUCCGACAAGCCAGAACACAUGGUUGCGGCUGCCAAAGUGCUUGCCCUGCUGCAAACGACCGCAACCGGUACACUAUUUGUGUACCAAGGUCAGGAAAUCGGCAUGACAAACAUCCCCAGCGAUUGGCCCAUUGAGGAAUACAAGGACAAGUCGACACAAUGGUACUGGGAGUCGGUGUUGAAGGAAUCGGUCCAUGACCCCAUAGCUCAGGAAAAAGCCAUGGACAACAUUCGCAAGGUGGCCAGAGACCACAGUCGGACGCCCAUGCAAUGGACCGGCGGUGUCAACGCCGGCUUCACCACGUCCAAGGCGGGACCGUGGAUGCGGAUUAACGACAACUUUACCGAUAUCAACGUUGAAAGGCAACUUGGCGACAAAGACAGCGUUUUGUCAUUCUGGAGGAAACUCCUUCGGCUUCGCAAGGACCACGCCGACCUUUUGGCCUACGGGGAUUUUCUCCCAAUCGAUGCUGGCGACGACAGCGGGUUGUUCUGUUUUCAAAAGACAUCUGUCCACGGUGAAGCCCUGGUUCUGCUCAACCUGACCGCAUCCCAGAAGCCUUUUCGGCUACCAGAUCACUUAGAUUUGUCCUUGUUCUCGCUAGAGAUUGCCACUGUGUCGGAGAUCAAGGAUUGGGAUAGCCUAGGACCGUUUGAGGGUCGCCUUUAUAUAGCGAAAGGCUCUUGUCCAGUCUAGGUUCUCAUAGUACCAACAUAAUUAAGCGUCUUUACCC